Molecule: messenger RNA, 2079 nt
Organism: Penaeus vannamei (Pacific white shrimp)
Lineage: Eukaryota; Metazoa; Arthropoda; Malacostraca; Decapoda; Penaeidae
Source: RefSeq, a predicted model, not a curated record
GGCACCGUCGCCCACGAGAUCGGCCACUCCCUGGGCUGGUACCACGAGCAGUCCCGCCCCGACAGAGACCUCUUCGUCCACGUCAACUCGCAGAAUGUCCAGUCGGGCAGGCUCGGCAACUUCCACAAGCAGUCUGACACCGAGGUCAACAACCAGAACGUGCCUUAUGACCUGAGGAGCGUCAUGCACUACGGAGGAACGUACUUCAGCAUAAACGAGCACCUCACCCUGGCAACAGUGGACCCACGUGACCAAGGACUCAUCGGCAAACGCGUCGGCUUCUCACACAUGGAUAUUCUGAUCGCCAACCGGAUGUAUCACUGCAUCGACAAAUGGCUCGAGAACUGUGGCUUGACCGCUGAUCCCUGCCAGAACAACGGCUUCACGGGGGAGUCCUGCACCUGCGUGUGUCCUGAGGGAACGACGGGUACAAACUGCGAGACUGUCACCGGCGAUUACCACGCUGCCUACCGAAGUGCCUGCAACGAGCUCAUCACCUCCCCAACGACCAUUAGUUCUCCUAAUUAUCCUAACAAAUAUCCUGCAGGCGUGACGUGUGCCAAGUGGAUCAAAGCCCCAGAGAACAUGAUUCCGAAGGUCACGUUCACCGAUUUCAGAUUAACAGCCUGCGCCAAUAAGUGGGAUUUCUUGGAGAUUCGGACCAACGAUCUCUUCGAUGGAGAUUUCUACUGCGAAAACCAAAUCGCCGCCGGCACCUCUUUCGUUGGGACGAGCAGAGAGCUAAUCCUCAUGUUCUAUACCCGAUCCAACCGCGGAUAUGGGUGGGAAGCGGAUGUCACUUUCUUCGACCCUUCGACAACGACUACCACAACUCCAGAGCCUACAACGACUACCACAACUCCAGAGCCUACAACGACUACAACUCCAGAGCCUACAACGACUACCACAACUCCAGAGCCUACAACGACUACCACAACUCCAGAACCUACAACGACUACCACAACUCCAGAGCCUACAACGACUACACAACUCCGAACCACAACUACUACCACACUCCAGAAGCCUACAACGACUACCACAACUCCAGAGCCUACAACGACUACCACAACUCCGAACCCACAACUACACAACUCCAGAGCCUACAACGGCCUACAACGAGACCUACCACAACUCCAGAGCCUACAACAACUCCAGAGCCUACAACGAGCCACAACGACUACCACAACUCCAGAGCCUACAACGACUACCACAACUCCAGAGCCUACAACGACUACCACAACUCCCGAACCCACAACUACUACCACAACUCCAGAGCCUACAACGACUACCACAACUCCCGAACCCACAACUACUACCACAACUCCAGAGCCUACAACGACUACCACAACUCCAGAGCCUACAACUACCACAACUCCCGAACCCACAACUACUACCACAACUCCCGAACCCACAACUACUACCACAACUCCAGAGCCUACAACGACAGCUCCAGAAAUAACAACUACCGGCCCUACCAAUGACAAUGCAAGUUGCACACUUUACAGUUUCGACGACAAAGUAGACUGGACCUCCCCAUACUUUGGUGUUGCUGAUUAUCCAAACGAUUUCAAGUGUGGCAUCGUGGGCUACUACGACGGACCACUGAUGGCAAAGUACACGUUUAAUACUUUCCAACUGGAGGGCAAGUCGCGGAGAAGAAACGAACUGUGCCAUGACUACGUCGACAUUCCGAUACCUUAUAGUAGAUCCAUGAGGUUCUGUGGGAGCCAAACGGGGUAUCAAAACGUACCCAACUUCCGGUUCUCUACCGAAUUCGUGACCGAUUCCUCCAUCACUGACGUCGGGUAUAACAUUAGCAUCAGCUGGGAAAUAACGGACUGUCACACUGUUAUCCAACUCUCGAAAAAAGACUCGAGGGGGACCAUCUCGAGCCCCAACUACCCAAGUGACUACCCCGAUCAGGCAGCGUGCGAGUGGUGGAUUGUGGCUCCAGCAGGCAAGAAAGUGACCUUGCAGUUCAGAGACGUGCAAGUCAAUAACCCCGACUGCGAGGCCUUUUACAUCGCGGUUGACAGGUCCGGCAGCGGCAACUACCUCCCCGAGAACAGCGACUUGUGA